UUUUCUUCCCACUUUAAUGGGUUGUCUUGCACAUAUUUUCAAAGCUAAACAUAUAAAUUAGUACUCUUUAAUUUUAACUUAUUACAUUUUUUAAUUAAUAAAUAUAUUUUUAAUUUAUUAAUUAAAAAAUUAAAUAUAUCACUAAAUAUAUUUUCACUUUAUAAUAAAUUAAAUUUAUUAAUGAAUUCAGUAAAUUGUGCUUAUUGAUUGAAAUAAAAAUGAAAAAGCAUAAUAAAUUAAAAAUAAAACAUUAAAAUAUAAUAAAUUAAAAUAAAAAGUUAUGAAUGUAAUGAAUUUUUGUCAUAUAUAUAUAUAUGGCCUAUUUUGAAACAAAAUAUGGAAAGGAUUAGUUAAUAAAAUCAAAGGAAAACAAUGAUGAGAUUCAUAAAAAAUUAGGAAAAUUAAAAAAUUAAAUUUCUUAAGUGUAAAUUAUGAAAUAAAAAAUCUAAUUUAAGAUUAAUAAAUUUAAUUUUUUAAUUUUGACUUAAAUUAAAUAAAUUAAAACUUUAGUUUAUAAAUUUUAAUUUUUAAGUUAAAUUAAUUUAAAAAGGAGGAAAAAAAAAGAAAAAGAAAAAAAAGAGGGGUUAAACUGACUCUUUCCAACAAGUGGACAGCUAUAUCGAAUAUUUUGCCAAAAACAAGAGGAAUAAAAAACAGGGCCGCCUCCAAGUUCCAAGCAAUGGCCCAAGCACUGGAAAUGCCGAAGGUAUCUUUAACUUACUCUUCCGGCCAACGGGAAAUGCCAGUAUUAGGCAUGGGCACAGCCGCCGAUCCCUUCGAUGAAGCCGCAACGAAAACGGCGAUCCUGGGGGCGAUCAACCUGGGUUACAGGCACUUCGACACUGCUCUACCAUACAGGUCAGAGAAACCACUAGGAGAAGCCAUAUCUGAAGCGCUUGCACGCGGUCUCAUCGGUUCUCGAGAGGAGCUUUUUAUCACUUCGAAGUUGUGGAUCGCCGAUAAUCAUGGAAAUCUUGUAAUUACUGCUCUCAAGAAUUCCCUCAGAAUUCUUCAACUCGAGUACCUUGACCUGUAUCUCAUUCACUGGCCUAUCAGUUGUAAGCCUGGAAGGUCUUCAUUCCCAAUUCCUAAGGAUGAGCUUCUGCCAAUGGACUUCAAGUCUGUAUGGGCAGCAAUGGAAGAGUGCCAACGGCUUGGCCUUACAAAGACCAUUGGAGUCUGCAACUUCUCUUGCAAGAAGCUCAAUGACUUACUUGCCUUGGCUAAAAUCCCUCCUUCAGUAAAUCAAGUGGAGAUGAGUCCUGUCUGGCAACAAAAGAAGCUCAGAGAGCUCUGCAAGGCCAAAGGUAUAGUUUUGACAGCUUAUUCUCCCCUGGGAGCAAAAGGGACACGCUGGGGCACUAAUGCUGUAAUGGACAAUGAAGUGCUAAAUGAGAUUGCAAAGGCUCAUGGAAAGACUGUUGCUCAGGUUUGUCUGAGAUGGGUGUAUGAACAGGGAGUUACUCUUGUAGUUAAGAGCCAUAAAAAGGAGAGACUGAAGGAAAAUUUGGAGAUAUUUGACUGGGCACUGUCAAAGGAUGAUUAUAACAAGAUCAAUCAGAUCCCUCAACGAAGAUUACAGCCUAAAGAACUGUUGGUUUCAGCAGAUGGACCAUACAAGUCCCUUGAAGAGCUAUGGGAUGGGGAGCUUUAACUCGUGUGUGUGUGUGUGUGUGUGUGUGUAUUAAAAACUCCUACAAUGUGGGACUAAUUUAUGUACGGACAAUUUCCUAAUGUCCUGUUCAUUAAUAACAAAAUAUUUUCUUUUGUAAUGAUAAAAAAAAAAAUGCCUUUUUUCUAACA
Hevea brasiliensis (rubber tree) is the source of this 1803-nucleotide messenger RNA. RefSeq names its product non-functional NADPH-dependent codeinone reductase 2-like. The record is from RefSeq and is a predicted model, not a curated record. The transcript has 4 exons. Gene Ontology annotation, molecular function: aldose reductase (NADPH) activity. Lineage: Eukaryota; Viridiplantae; Streptophyta; Magnoliopsida; Malpighiales; Euphorbiaceae. Gene Ontology annotation, cellular component: cytosol. The coding region runs from base 680 to 1654 and encodes 324 amino acids.